Molecule: messenger RNA, 747 nt
Organism: Aureobasidium uvarum
Lineage: Eukaryota; Fungi; Ascomycota; Dothideomycetes; Dothideales; Saccotheciaceae
Source: the annotation of a GenBank genome assembly
AUGACUGAGCAGCAGCAAGCAUCUGUGCCACCAAAGGGCGUCCGCCGUCCAGCUCCUGGUCCGAAGUGGAUGGCCACAGACCUCUACACCCUCUCCCAUCUCGAUCCUCCAACUGCACACAACAGCGCCAUCCUCAAAAGCACGCUCGCCAACUCUCUAGACCAAGACCUACCCGCCAUCUACUCCUCCCGCGCCUUUGCAAAGUUCCUCGCCCUCCAAGCAAAAGCCAUCGAUACGAAGCACUGUCUCGAAGUUGGCACUUUAGGUGGCUUUGCAAGCAUCUGGCUCGCUUCCGAGAACCCCAAUCUCAAGGUCACAACUCUUGAGUACAAUCCUCACCAUGUCGAGGUAGCCAGAGAAAACAUCGCCAACGCCGGGCUUUCUGAUCGAAUCACUGUUCAUGUGGGACCCGCCAUGGAGACGCUUUCCGCUGUACUUUCCGACAUUGAUGCUGGAAGACUGCCCAAGUUCGACAUGGUCUAUGUGGAUGCGGACAAGGAGAACAACUGGAACUACUUCGAUGCCGCUAUCAAAGGGUGCAGAAAAGGGGCUGUCGUUAUCGUGGACAAUGUUGUCCAGGGUGGAUUGAUCGCCAGUGAAGACAAGCCCAUUGACUAUCCGGAGUAUGUUGCGGGCGCCAGAAAGGUCAUUGAGAAUGCAGGAAAAGACGAAAGGGUUACUGCUACUGUCAUCCAGACUGUUGGAGAGGGCAGUCAUGACGGUUUCCUCUUUGCUGUCGUCAAGUGA